Oppiella nova is the source of this 1134-nucleotide messenger RNA. NCBI's taxonomy places the organism in Eukaryota, Metazoa, Arthropoda, Arachnida, Sarcoptiformes, Oppiidae. The record is from the annotation of a GenBank genome assembly.
UAAACCAAAAUUUAGCCAAUUAGAUAUAGUUUAGUUUAUUUUCUAUAUUAAAAAGUUCUUAGAAUUAUUUAAUAAGAAAUGACUGAAACCAAAGUGAACGGGGCAAUAUGUGAAUCUGAGCCAGUUUGCAAUGUAAAAUCACCGUAUAAACGUGAGUUGGUGUGGCGUAACAUAACAUUAAUGGCAAUAUUGCAUUUGUCAGCUCUGUAUGGCUUUUAUUUGUCCAUAACUGUGGUUCAGUUUAAGACAAUUAUUUUCAUGAACUUUAUUGCUAUGUUUUCAUCGAUGGGUAUUCAGUGUGGGGCUCAUAGGUUAUGGUGUCACCGGACAUAUAAAGCCAAACUCCCCCUUCAGGUCAUACUAAUGGUGUUGCAAACAAUGGCCCUCCAGAACGACAUAUUUGAAUGGAGUCGCGACCAUCGCCUGCACCACAAGUACUCGGACACCGACGCCGACCCACACAACUCCAGUCGGGGUUUCUUUUUCUCACACGUCGGUUGGCUUUUAUGCAAAAAACAUCCUGACGUUAGGGAUAAGGGAAAGACACUCGACAUGACAGACCUGGCUAACGACCCACUGGUCAAGUUUCAAAGAGCUUUUUAUAUACCAUUAGUGGCAUUAAUAUGGGGAGCGAUUCCCACGUAUAUACCCUAUUAUCUAUGGGGUGAGUCCGUGUGGAAUGCCUGGUUUGUUUGUGUUAUGCUCCGGUACACAGGGGUGUUAAACUUGACUUGGUGUGUUAAUAGUGCUGCCCAUAUGUAUGGCAUGAAGCCAUACGACGGUAGUAUAGUACCGGUUGAGGCGGAUAUGAGACACUAUUUAGUGGGCGAAGGUUUUCACAACUAUCACCACACGUUUCCCUGGGAUUACUCGGCCUCUGAGUUGGGUUUCAUCGACGCCUUCAAUCCUGCGACAGCUUUCAUCGACUCGUUUGCGUCAAUUGGAUGGGCCUAUGAUUUGAAGAAAGCAUCGGAUGAUAUGGUGAAGAAGCGACAGACCAGAUGUGGUGACGUUCACUACAAACAUAAAUCUCGAUUUAUGGAAAACUUCACUGGCUCAUUCGUGUUGGCACUUCCCAUGUGGGCUCUAUUCCUAAUCCGACUAAAUGUAUGGCUUUUGUUAUUAGUAGCGGUC